AUGUCCCGCAUAAUGCGCGGUGUGAGGUCAUUUUCUACUGCGGCCUCUGCGCUGCUAGCAGACGCCUCCGCUGAUGCAACACGAUCCGCUCGCCAACCACUGGCCUUCCAAAUUUUUCGCGAUGUCCCCGAGCUUCGUCAAUUACGCCGACAAAUCAUUCGCAACGAUCGCACUCUGGGUUUUGUACCGACUAUGGGCGCUCUCCACGAGGGACAUCUGGCUCUGAUCCGCGAAGCUGCCAAAGAGAAUACCGAUGUCUUUGUGAGCAUUUACGUCAAUCCGACUCAAUUCGGAGUCAACGAAGAUCUUUCGAGCUAUCCUCGUACUUGGGACAGCGAUAUGGCAAAAUUAGAGAAGCUUAAUGAAGAGCUGGAAACCUCGAGUGCUGGCACAGGACGCAUCACUGCUAUCUUUGCUCCAACGUCCAAAGUCAUGUACCCGACGUUACCGCCGUCAUCUGAGAUUGACGGCCAUGGGUCUUUUGUCACCAUCACACCUCUGGCGAGGAAGCUUGAAGGCGUAUCUCGUCCGGUCUUUUUCCGAGGAGUCGCAACCGUUUGCAUGAAACUCUUCAACGCGACCUCUCCCGACCGUGUCUAUUUCGGUCAAAAGGAUGUCCAGCAAACAGUCAUUAUCAAGCGAAUGGUGAAGGAUUUUCUAAUGGAUACUGAGGUUCGCAUCGUGCCAACCGCGCGUGAAUGCGACGGCUUGGCUCUGAGCUCAAGGAAUGUCUAUUUGGGAUCACGCCGGCGAAACAUAGGGCUCACAUUAUAUAAAGCUCUGACUGCCGGCGCGAAUGCCUAUCAGGCUGGCAAAUCUUCGCGAGACGACAUUCUCGGGGCCGCUCGGAGUCUUGCUGAGUGUGUUCUUGCGGAGCAAUGUACGCUUGCACCAAAUCUGCGGGCACUUUACGAGGUCGAUUAUAUUUCUCUCGCAGAUCCCGAGAGCUUAGAAGAGCUGGAUUGCGUAGAUCCCAAGAGGGGAGCCGUUUUGAGUACCGCAUUCAAGAUGGCACCUCUGGAAGAAACCAACCCCGGUGAAGAUUGUGGCCUCGGAGAUGGGAAGGUCCCUGUGCGCUUGAUUGACAACUUCAUUCUACAGCCUCGGGAGUAG
Penicillium diatomitis is the source of this 1113-nucleotide messenger RNA. RefSeq names its product pantoate--beta-alanine ligase PAN6. Lineage: Eukaryota; Fungi; Ascomycota; Eurotiomycetes; Eurotiales; Aspergillaceae. Gene Ontology annotation, biological process: pantothenate biosynthetic process. The record is from RefSeq and is a predicted model, not a curated record. Gene Ontology annotation, molecular function: pantoate-beta-alanine ligase activity. The transcript has 2 exons. The coding region runs from base 1 to 1113 and encodes 370 amino acids.